GGAUCAAGAGCCUCCAUGCCCGAUUAUACUCGUGUCUUCCAUCUCAUACACUCUCUCGAAUCAUCUUUUCCUCUCAGUAUUAAUACAUGACAGAGCCGUGAGUGACCCUGCGUUAGUGUUAACAAGCAAAAUCAAAAGGAGACAGAGCCUGCAGCUGCCAAGUACUACCACUUCAGAAAUCCAUCCAGCAGGAAGACAUGGCGGCAACGGUGGUACGAGCUCUCCGCCUUAAUUGUCACCUCAAGGCCAUCCACGGCGACCUGCUUCACCGCCGCCGCGUCAUGUCGUCGCAGGCGAGGAAGGUGAGGGAGGAGGACAGGGAGUACUACCGGACGCACAAGCCGUCGCCGCUGGCGGAGGUGGAGUUCGCCGACACGAGGAAGCCGAUCACGCGGGCCACACAUAGUGGCGCGGCGGAUGUUCUUCACGGUAGGAUGGUGCAGGACACGGCGGACGAUUCGCUGGCGCGCGCCGAGGCCAUGUUCCGGGAGGCCGCGUCACGGGGGAACCCGGAGUGGCCACACUCCCGCGCGCUCGCCGAGAUGCUUGCGCGCCGCAAAGAAGCACCGGGAGAUAGCGACGCGCCCUAGGGAAGCUGAUCUGCUUCGUUCGCGCUCUUUCUAGCCAUGGGGAAAUAUGUAGCAUAUGGUUUUUUUUUGGCGAGAAAUAUGUAAGAGCAUCUUCAAAAGUCUAGUCAAAUCUCACUCUCCAUAUUCCUAUUUAGC
This is a messenger RNA of Panicum virgatum (switchgrass), 725 nucleotides long. RefSeq lists its product as uncharacterized. The record is from RefSeq and is a predicted model, not a curated record. The transcript has a single exon. NCBI's taxonomy places the organism in Eukaryota, Viridiplantae, Streptophyta, Magnoliopsida, Poales, Poaceae. The coding region runs from base 198 to 590 and encodes 130 amino acids.